This is a messenger RNA of Brassica rapa (field mustard), 2585 nucleotides long. Its product is annotated as protein ALTERED PHOSPHATE STARVATION RESPONSE 1. The record is from RefSeq and is a predicted model, not a curated record. NCBI's taxonomy places the organism in Eukaryota, Viridiplantae, Streptophyta, Magnoliopsida, Brassicales, Brassicaceae.
UAAUUCGAGUUUCAGAAAAGGUUAAAAACAAAAGUAACUUUGACCAUGGUACAUUCCUGUAAUAAAGUUGAAAAAUAAAGGUUAGUUUGGUCAAAGUGAACUGUUUGGGAAGGACAAGGCUCUCCGUUCAAAGCUUAAAGAGUGUGUUGUGAGGCUAAACUGAAAAGAGAAGAGUCACAAACUCCAACUACAUUCCUCUGGAGAAGCCAAAGUACCCUUCUCUAUUCUUCAGCAUUCUAAAUCCUAAAGUUAAACCCUUUGAGUUUCAGAUCAGGACAAAGUUAGGAUCUUUUCUUUUUUGCUUUUUCUUUUUCGGUUUAAUUUUUUUUUGACACAAACGAGGUAAAGCGCACUUGGUUUCACUUCACGAGUAGAAAAUGGGAUUUGUAGGUAUAGUGUGAGUUCAGUUCAGAUUCGUUGUGAAGACAAGAGAAAGAGUGUUUCUUUUGUUGUUUGUUAGAUAGAUGCAUGUUGAAGAACAAGAAUAGUGAGUUUGAGUGAGUGAGUGAGGAGAAAGCCAUUUUCAGACAAGUAAAAAAUGGGGUGUUGUCAGUCUAGAAUAGAUAGAAAAGAGAUAGUGUCUCGUUGCAAAGCGAGGAAGAGAUACUUGAAACAUCUUGUUAAAGCUAGACAAACUCUCUCUGUCUCUCACGCGCUCUACCUCCGUUCCCUACGCGCCACCGGCUCUUCCCUUGUCAACUUCUCCUCCAAAGAAACCCCUCUCCAUCUCCACCACAACCCUCCUUCUCCCUCUCCUCUCCCUCCUCCUCCUCCGCCGCGUCCUCAGCAACCUCCUCUAAGCCCUAGCUCCGAGACCACAUGGACCUCCACAACAACCUCCUCCGCUCUCCCUCCUCCGCCGCCGCCUCCACCACCGCCUCCUCCUCAGCCUUCCUCUACAUGGGACUUCUGGGAUCCGUUCAUCCCACCUCCUCCUUCCUCCUCCGAGGAGGAGUGGGAGGAAGAGACAACCACCGGAACCACCACGAGAACCGCAACGGGAACAGCUUCCUCAGUCGCUGCUCCCACCACCGCUCCGACGACAGCUACUCCUCAAGGCUCCUCGGUAGUGAGUGGCUUCUCUAAAGACACAACCACAACGGGAAGCGAGCUAGCAGUCGUGGUGCCGAGGAACAGCAAAGAUCUGAUGGAGAUUAUCAAAGAAGUGGAUGAGUACUUCCUCAAAGCUGCUGAUUCCGGCGCGCCGCUCUCAUCUCUCCUCGAAAUCUCGACUUCUAUCAACGCUACAGCUUUCUCUGCUCAUGCCAAAGGGAAAAUGUAUAGUAACUACGAAUGUAAUCUGAAUCCGACGUCGUUUUGGACUAAAGGAUUUGCGCCUAAGUUGAAUGAAUACAGAAACUCAGCAUUAGUAGUAGGAGGAAACUGCAUUGUUGGUAGCCAUUCCUCUACUAUUGACAGACUCUAUGCCUGGGAGAAGAAGCUCUUUCAAGAGGUUAAGAAUGCAGAGAGCAUAAAGAUGGAGCAUGAGAAGAAAGUGGAGCAAGUGAGGAGGCUUGAGAUGAAGAGAGCUGACUAUGUCAAAACCGAAAAGGCAAAGAAAGACGUUGAGAAGUUAGAGUCUCAGCUCACUGUGUCUUCCCAAGCCAUCCAGAGCGCCUCUAAUGAGAUCAUCAAGAUCAGAGAGACUGAGCUCUAUCCUCAGCUUGUGGAGCUAAUCAAAGGGUUGAUGUGUAUGUGGAGGAGCAUGUAUGAGAGCCACCAGGUUCAAACUCAUAUAGUUCAGCAGCUUAAGUACCUAAACACCAUUCCCUCCACUGAACCAACUUCAGAGCUUCACAGACAAUCAACAUUCCAGCUAGAGUUAGAGAUCCAACAAUGGCAUCACUCUUUCUGCAACUUAGUCAAGGCUCAGCGUGACUACAUCCAGUCACUCACCGGCUGGCUGAGGCUAAGCCUGUUCCAGUUCAGCAAGAAUCCACUCGUCAGGAGCAGCUACGAGUCAAAGAUAUACAGCUUCUGCGAGGAGUGGCAUUUGGCUAUCGACAGGAUCCCUGAUAAAGUAGCAUCCGAAGGGAUUAACAGCUUUCUCACCGCGGUCCACGGGAUCGUGGCGCAACAAGCCGAGGAGCAUAAGCAGAAGAAGAGAUCAGACUCCAUGUUGAAAGACUUUGAGAAGAAAGCUGCUUCGCUGAGGGGGUUGGAGAGCAAGUAUAGUCCUUACUCGGUGCCUGAGGGGAGGAAGAAGAACCCGGUGAUUGAGAAGAGAGCAAAGGUUGAGUUCUUGAAAGGCAAAGCGGAAGAGGAGAAGAGUAAGCAUGAGAAGGCGGUGAGCGUGACUAGAGCCAUGACUCUGAAUAACUUGCAGAUGGGGUUUCCUCAUGUGUUUCAGGCUAUGGUUGGGUUCUCAAGUGUGUGUAUGCAAGCGUUUGAGUCUGUGUACAACCAAGCCAAGUGUAUCGGUGAGGAGCAAGAGGAGGUCAAGAGGUUGCUUCCUUAAGAAAAAUUGCUUUUACCGUUUCUUCUCUGUCUUUGUUUGAUCCAAAGCCCAUCCUUUAGGCAACCAACAAUGUUAUGAACUUGAGUUGAGUUUUAAGCUAUUUUAGAAAAUGAACUUUUUCAUUGAA